Exserohilum turcica Et28A is the source of this 1529-nucleotide messenger RNA. RefSeq lists its product as uncharacterized. Lineage: Eukaryota; Fungi; Ascomycota; Dothideomycetes; Pleosporales; Pleosporaceae. The coding region runs from base 151 to 1341 and encodes 396 amino acids. The record is from RefSeq and is a predicted model, not a curated record. The transcript has a single exon.
CCUCUCUCACUGCCUCAUUUUUCGAGUUCCUCGCCUGUGACGCUGGUCACGCGGACCCAUACCUUGACUCCAUCCCACCAGCAAUAAUGCACCUAAGCUCUUUUGCGACCCUCAACCAACAGAUUCACCAACCAGACCUUCAUCUUCACCAUGCCGAUGAUGCUCACUCCCGACCUGUCGCCCGACACGCCCGACAAAAAACUGUCUUUUGCUCACUCCCUUUCCCGUCACCCAAUCCGGAUAGCUAGCAUAUGUGGCCAUAGCAUCCACCCCUCGAGUUCCGAACAUGUACCCUGGUGUCCCCAAUGCAUCCUGUCUCGCGCCCGGGCAAAGACUGAGGCAGCACUGAAGGACCUGGCAGCACUCGGAGGCCUGAAGCCCGCAAAGCACAUGCGCAGCCAGCAGUGGAACAGCGCAAGAAAGGGGUUCGGCAUGGCCAAGCAGCAGCUUGAGAAAGUCCGGCGGGACGACCAGUUGCGCUGGGAAAAACAGCGAGAGUGGGACGACGCACACCAGCAAUCCGACUCGCGACCAGCCCCGGCAGCAGCAGUCCUACCCCAGAGUCCCUCGCUGUGCGCAGUCUGUGACUCAAUGUCAGCAUCGUACCCCACAAGCGUGCCCGAGGCGCAGCCUGCAACCUACGUGGCUUGGUGGGAGCAGGCAGGCGCCUCACGCCCCCUCGAGUCCAGCAGCACGCCCCGGCACCACCGCCACCGCCCGUGCAGACGUGCGAAGCCGAGAGAAGGCAGCACAGAGCUGCUUCGAAUCGUCACCCUCGUCCGGCAGGAGACGAGAGAGCGAAACGCCCUCCGCGAAGCCUGGCACGCCCGCAACAAGACCGAAGCAGCGGUGCGCCGCAAGCACGGCCUGGGCCCAGACUUUGAAAUCGCGGCUUCUUUCUGGGACUGGCCCAUCCCGGGCUUCUUUAGCUGGCGCAACCACCGCAGUAUCAAAGAGCAGGGUCGCAUGGCAGAGCGGCGCGCACGCGGAAAUACGACACGGCCGAGGCCGCCGCGCAGCUCGCUGUCGUACUCGGAGACGCCAGAGCAAGUGCAAGUCGCGCCCGACUUUAUCGAGACGCUGGCGCAGCGCGAAGAGCGCGAAGAACUGGAGCGCCAGACGAGCAAAGUCGCGCGUGAGGUUGGCUAUUUGUACUUUGUCGGUGGCGGCAUCAACGGCCUGGAAUCAUGGCGCGACGACUUUGAGCGCAGCGACAAGGACUUGAUCGUGAGGAUACAAGCUCCCUGUAUUCCUUCUCUUUCUUCCGAUACAUGGACCACCGAGGUUACGCAGCAUGGAGAUGACGACGAAGAGCCAGAUUGGAUGGACAUUGAUGACUGAGACGGAGAGAGAGAAAAAGAGCCUGCGAAACAUGAACGACUGUUGACGUUGAUCAAUCCAUUCAUCCCUUCAUCCCGUCAAUAACACAGGGUGUUAAAAUAACCCUUCUGACGGUCUGCCCACACGGAAAGUUAUGUAGAAUUCAUUGAAGAGAGAAAGAGGCAAAGAGACACAAAGAAAAUUAAAGG